Messenger RNA from Dentiscutata erythropus, 336 nucleotides. NCBI's taxonomy places the organism in Eukaryota, Fungi, Glomeromycota, Glomeromycetes, Diversisporales, Gigasporaceae. The record is from the annotation of a GenBank genome assembly.
AUGGCACUUGUUAUCAAUACUAAAGGACUAAAAGUUGCAAAUAAAACUUUAGCAAUAUUCAAGUCAGUUUAUCCACCACUUAUGCCAGAAUACAUAGUAUCACAGAUAAAUAAGGAAUUGAAAACCCUAAGUGACUUGACAGGAAUAUCUACUUUACCAGUAACAAAUAUAUAUUUUAUUGCAUCUUAUAAGAGUAAGGAACAAGUAACAUAUCAUAAUAUUGUAACUCCAUCACAGAUUAUUACAAAACCAAAAAUGAUCAAAGAAGCAGUCAAAGCAUAUUUUAAGAAUUGGACCAAAUUAAAUAAAAGUGACCCAGAGGAAUGGCCUAGCUAG